UUUCCUAUUUUGCUCUCUUAUUACAACACGUGUAGAGAUUAAGCUAAAGCUUAUACGUCAGUAAACCAUAAUCUUAAUAAUUCUAAAAAUGAGUUAGCAAUCACUGACGGUAAUCAUAUUUUGUUGCGGAAGAAUGGCUUGACAGAUGUUGUUCGGCUGUGAACAAGUUCCUGAGAUCAGUCUAUGUGUAGACUUGGUUGCCAAGAACAAGUCUAACUAAAAAAGAUGGCAAGUGCCGGCGAAUCUUUCUUUGAAGGAGCGGAAAAAUUGCUUGAAGUGUGGUUUGAAUUUGACGAUGACAGUUUGGAGUCUAGCCUAAGAAGCAUUGACAGAAAAGUAUGGGAAGAAUUGUUGAAGCUUGUUAAAUGUGAAAUAAUAAGUCGCACUGUUGAUGAAGAUAUGGAUGCUUAUGUACUGAGUGAGAGUAGUAUGUUUGUUACUAAAGAUAGGUUUAUUUUAAAAACCUGUGGAACUACUACCUUGUUAUAUGCAGUUAAACCUCUCAUUAAAUUGGUAAAAGAAAAGUGUAGACUCAAACAGAUUCUUGAUAUUUUCUAUUCGAGGAAAAAUUUCAGUCGUCCUGAUUUGCAAAUUGGUAUGCAUAGAAAUUUUUCAGAUGAGGUCAGCCACUUGGAUAAGCAAUUCAGAAAUGGUGCAGCUUAUAGUCUAGGUAGAAUUAAUCAAGACUGCUGGUAUCUUUAUACAUUAGAUAAUGCUGGAGUUGAGAGACCAGACCAAACUUUUGAACUGUUAAUGUGGGAUAUGUGUCGUGAAAAGAUGAGAGUAUUCACCAAGGAUGUGUCUGAAAACGGCUUGGAUGCUACUAAGAGAUCUGGUAUAUGUGACAUAAUACCUGGUGCCAAAAUUGAUGAAUUUCUGUUUGAUCCUUGUGGAUAUUCUAUGAAUGGUUUACUUCCAGGGGGUUAUUAUAUCACCAUACAUGUAACACCAGAAGAAGAAUUUAGCUAUGUCAGUUUUGAAAGUAAUGUUCCAAGGGAAUCCUAUGAUGAACUUGUUAAGAAGGUACUGGAGGUUUUUCGACCAGGAAAAUUUUUAAUGACCAUUUUUGCUAACAAGGCAUCAGUUGCUAAAGAUUGUCACAAGGAAAUAAAUGAUGCAGAGAGUCUACAGGGCUAUGUUCGUCAGGAUCAUCAAUUCUGUAUCUUCAAGAAUUAUAACUUGACUUACACUAUGUAUAGUCGUCCUAUCCUAUAGGAUACAAUGUGCAGGGGUCUCAUUAAUGAUUCUACUUUCCCUAACAAGCUUUCUUUUAAUUUCAGGGAGUCCACAAGAUUUCUUGAUUGUUUGAAAGGAUCUCAACUAAAACUGAGAUCGGAAAGUAGAAAUCAGAGGCCUGACUGCACACAUCGUGUAUUUUAUUCCCGUUAUGUUUAUCUUAUUGCUGUCAUUUUAAAAAUUAUUAUGUAUUUUGUUCAUUUAUGGAAGUCGCACCAAAGUUGGAAAAAAUAUCAAAUUCGCUGUGGCUUCAUUUUACGCAAACCUAAAUAAUAUUUUUGUCUUAUCUUACUAUGGUUGAGAUCACAAUGGCUAAUGCUUUACGAGCUGUUUGCCAUACAAAUAACAGAGUGCAGAGGGGAAAUCCCCAUCAUGAUGAGAGGUGUCAUGGGAUAGAGCUGCACAGUAGAAGUCAAUAUUUCAUCAUUCAUUGUCAUGCUUUUGGCCACUUCUUAAAGUCUCUAAUCAUCAUUUUAGUGAUUUUGAAUUCCUUGCAAAGUAAACUGCAAUAUUGUGGAAGUAGUACCUCUCUCUAAAGGAGAUGUCAGUCCAAAAAUACUUCAGUUCUGUUCAGUAUUUACAAAGAUAAUGAAUUGAAAAUUUGUUAACAUUCUCUGCUGUGAAAGUUGAAUCUUUGAAAGGAAUUCAGUUAAUUAAGAAAAGUCAAAAUAUCAAUGCUAGAUUAACUUCUGGCUUGGGUGUAAAAUGGGCCUGUGAAAGAUUUUCAUGAAAAUCUUAGGUGGUGCUGGCUGGCUUGCCUUGACUAUUUCCCAUUGAUAUCUGUAGAGAAUGGCAAAUAUUGACAAUUUUGAAUUCAUCAUAUCUUUGUGAAUUCAACCAUUUUUAACUUUUAAAGAUAUAAGUUUAAAACCUUUGUAUUUUCUAUGGAAUUAAACAUACCUCAAAUGACUAUCAGAGACUAUUAAGUCGUGAAUAAUAUUAGAUCUUGUCCAAAAUAUGAACGUGCAAUAAAUUGACUAGUAAUAAAUUUAUCGGUGGUCAAGGAAAGCUCAUAGAAGAUUCUGACUAGAUACAUAUCAAUAGUAAACUGGUAAAACAUUCAAAAGGUCAGCUAAAACAUCUGCCCAUUUUCUAAGCAAUGAAAUAUUGAUCAAAUUUUAGAAGUUAAUCAAACCAGACAAAAUGGACAGAAGUGGAAGUCAUUAUUUAGGAAUUAGAUAUUUCAAAGAGGUUUUUCCAGAAGUUACUUAUAGUAAAUCCUACCUCUAUAUUUACUGAUACUUAGCCUGAUGGUAAAACAUUUUAUCUAGUCUUAAUAAUAUCGACAUUGUUCUAAGUUGAUAUUACUUGAAUGGGUUGAUCCUGUCCAAUAAGAAUUUGGUUAAGAAAACUGAUUUGCAAACAUCUAGAAUUUUUGCACCUUUUAGGGUAAUAAUUGAUCUGUUGUUUAUAGAGCAUUUUUAUCUUUGGUUGAGGGAGAUAAUAACUUUAUUGGAUUUUUUUGAGAGGGUGAAUAAAUAAAUAAUUUUACAAAGAGGUAUUGUAUAUUUAUAGAUUAUUAGAAAUGUAUAUUCACAUGUUGUAGAAGUAAUUAUAUCUAUCUAUAAAUUAUUAGAAAUGAACACUAUUAAAUAUAUAUAAAUUCUCAUCCCGGUCUCUAAAAAUUGAAAAAUUGAAAAUCAAAUUAUUGUAUUUAAGUUCAUGGAUAAAAUGAUUAACUUAAUUCCUAUUUAAUAAAUAGUAUCCAGUAAUUUAUUUUUUAAAAUACACCUACUCAAUUUUAAGUAGCUUUUACAGCUUACAAAUUAUUUUAUUUUCAGUUUAAUAAUGUAGUUACUACAAAUAAACUAAUAGCUUAUUACUUAAAUAAAUAUUUACAUUCAUUCUAAAA
Molecule: messenger RNA, 3088 nt
Organism: Patella vulgata (common limpet)
Lineage: Eukaryota; Metazoa; Mollusca; Gastropoda; Patellidae
Product: S-adenosylmethionine decarboxylase proenzyme
Exons: 12
Coding region: 226-1215 (329 amino acids)
Biological process (GO): spermine biosynthetic process; spermidine biosynthetic process
Cellular component (GO): cytosol
Molecular function (GO): adenosylmethionine decarboxylase activity
Source: RefSeq, a predicted model, not a curated record